AGUCGGACUCUGACUCUGGAGAUCAUGUUCAGGUUGCUGCCGUUGCUGUUGCUGUGGAUAUGGACGGCGUCAGCGCUGCUCAGGGUUCCUCUGAGGAGGAACCCCACGAUUCGAACCCAGAUGCGAGCUGAGGGUCUACUGGAUCAGUUCCUGAAGGAUAACCAACCUGACACGUUCAAUCGUCGUUAUGCUCAGUGCUUCCCGCCCGGGACGCAGUCGCUGAGGCUUGGACGCUCCAGCGAGAAGAUCUACAACUUUAUGGACGCCCAGUACUACGGGGAAAUCCGUCUGGGAACUCCAGAACAGAACUUCUCUGUGAUUUUUGACACCGGAUCUUCUGAUCUGUGGGUUCCAUCAUCCUACUGUGUCAGCCAGGCCUGUGCGUUCCACAGACACUUCAAGGCUUUCAAGUCGUCCUCCUUCCAUCAUGAUGGCCGUACCUUUGGGAUUCACUACGGAUCCGGACAUCUCCUUGGAGUUAUGGGCAAAGACACUCUAAGGAUCGGUAAUCUGACCGUCCUCAACCAAGAGUUUGGAGAGUCUGUGUAUGAACCCGGCUCCACCUUUGUCACAGCAAAGUUCGACGGAGUUUUGGGUCUGGCCUACCCCUCCCUGGCAGAAAUCAUUGGAAAGCCUGUUUUUGACAACAUGUUGGCGCAGAAGAUCCUGGACGAGCCCAUCUUCUCUUUCUACCUCAGCAGGAGUAAGAGUAAAAGUGUCCCAGAAGGACAACUGCUACUCGGUGGAACCGAUGAGAGUCUCUACAGCGGACCCAUCAACUGGGUACCUGUAACUAUAAAGGGAUACUGGCAGAUCAGAAUGGACAGUGUAUCUGUGCAGGGUGUGAGUUCCUUAUGCCGGCGUGGAUGUGAGGCCAUCGUUGACACUGGGACGUCCCUCAUUGCUGGACCGCCCAGAGAAAUCCUGAGACUCCAUCAGCUCAUUGGAGCAACACCCACACACUUUGGUGAUUUUGUUGUGGAUUGUGCCAGAUUGUCUAGUUUGCCUCAUGUGACCUUUGUCCUGGGGGAAGUGGAGUACACACUAACCUCUGAGCACUACAUCAGGAAGGAGACGUUCAGCAGCAGAGAGCUCUGCUUCACCGGUUUCAUGGCCGCAGAGAUGUUUUCUGCUGACGGUCCGCUGUGGAUUCUGGGAGAUGUUUUCCUCACUCAGUACUACACCAUCUUUGACAAAGGACAGGACAGAGUCGGCUUUGCUCGAGCCAAACACGCCGUCGAAGAGUCACAGUUUGAUCAAUAAAGGAUGUUCCACCCAAAA
This is a messenger RNA of Oryzias latipes (Japanese medaka), 1281 nucleotides long. It is a transcript of the gene nots, whose product is annotated as nothepsin. The record is from RefSeq and is marked provisional. Gene Ontology annotation, biological process: proteolysis. Gene Ontology annotation, molecular function: aspartic-type endopeptidase activity. Lineage: Eukaryota; Metazoa; Chordata; Actinopteri; Beloniformes; Adrianichthyidae.